Messenger RNA from Onychostruthus taczanowskii (white-rumped snowfinch), 4565 nucleotides. It is a transcript of the gene HS3ST1, whose product is annotated as heparan sulfate-glucosamine 3-sulfotransferase 1. The transcript is spliced from 2 exons. The record is from RefSeq and is a predicted model, not a curated record. NCBI's taxonomy places the organism in Eukaryota, Metazoa, Chordata, Aves, Passeriformes, Passeridae. Bases 2011 to 2967 code for a protein of 318 amino acids. Gene Ontology annotation, molecular function: [heparan sulfate]-glucosamine 3-sulfotransferase activity.
GGGCGAGGGUGCGGGCGGUCGCGGAUGGGCUCUGCCGCCCCCGGGACGCGCUGGCGCUGCCGCCCGGCGCCGCCGCCCGGCCGGCACCUGCUGCCGGCAGGUGGGAGCCCCGCGGCCGCGGCAGGCGAGCGCCGCUGUGGGGCUGGGGAGCGUCUGCCCGGCCGGGCGGUACCUGAGAGCUGUCCCCAGCCUCGGCGGGGACGCUGCCUCAGCCCUCCGGACUCACCGGGUCAGGCUCUGGGAGGCAGCGCUGACGGUGGGGUAGGAGAGAAAGCGGGGGGCGAAGGAAAGUGUACGGCAGCACCUGGCCAGGUGCGGCUUCUGGGCACUUUCUUCAUCUUCUUUCUCUUGUGGCAAAAUGAGAAGCGCAAGUAAGGGCAGAGUGGCAGGGCUCUGGAAGCGGGGCGCCUGCCUGACGGGAGAACACUUGCAAAAGAGCUCUGCUGAGCAUCUUCGAUCCGCUCGCUCCCUAGCAUAAUGCUGGAGCCGGUGGGAUGCAGCGCGCUGAACUGGAACCUGGCGAGCUGCGUAGGGCUGGGGGCACAGUGGUCCUUGGGGCUCGGCAGGAGGGCACAAAGCCUUAAUUGGAGCUCGCUUCUGUUUUGAAGGACUGUCACCCUAGAGUAGUACAGCAAAGGCUUGGUUACUGCAGUUCUCGGUGUGCUUUCCUAGGAUAAAGGUGUGUGCAGCUCAAAUCUUUUGAGGGUAAAAGGAUGCUGAUAGGAAGGGGUGGUAGCCUUCAGAUGGAAGAGUUUGGGUUUGGUCUCAUCUUCCAGCCAGACAUGCAAAAGAUCAGGACGGGGCACACAGCUGAGUACAGGCAGUUCGAUCACCUUAGCUGACUGGGAAUUAAAGUACAUUAUUCUCCUUCCUUUCUCUGUCAGCGUAGUGGGUUAAGGGCUUUUCCAGUUUCAAGACUGUUCCUCUUCGGAUUUUGGUGUAAGGAAAAAAAAUACCUGUGAAGUUCUAGGAAUAUCAUGAUUGAAUGGCAUGGGGAUAGAACGUCUGCAGGGAGCAUCUUUCUGGCAUGAGAGAUCCAUGCAGUGCCCACUCCCACAGAGCGAGAGCCUCUGCAGUGUAUAUGGCAAAUGGAUCAUAGUAGAACACAUUCAGUUUGGUGAAUGCCUAUAUAUUCUCUGGCUAUCAAACUUAAUUUGUAAGUAUAAAUAUAAUAACUGUUGCAAUUUACAUCUGUCAGCAUUUGCUACACUCUCGAAUAAGUGAAUUUCUCACAUUGCUCACAAACGAGCACCUCACAGUAAGAGCACAGUCACUGACAUCAACUUCAGCUCUCUCCUGCACUCUCUCUCCUUUCAGGAUCCACCCUCUUUUUUUCUCCUCUUUCAAAAAUGCAGAGGGUUUUGAUACUACAUAACCAAAGUUACCUCUGGUAGGUCAGCAGGAAGGUUAUGCAUCUGAAGCAAGGCCAGCUGUUUGUUGCAGUGGAGAGACCCUAAUUUGACAGAGCAAAUUCCAGCCUCAGGAUUGCCAGGUUCCCAUCCGUGUCCCUCUUGUCAGGAUAUUACCUUGGUUAUUCUGAACCAGCCAUAUGCUUACACAGGCAUUACAGAAAACAGAAGGGUGGAAAACACUUUCUAGUACAUGUGUAUAUGUACGGAUUAAAAGAACUCUUCUGCUUUUCAUUAGAGGAAAUCAGAAAAUGUUUUUAUUAGUCUCACUAACCUGGGAUCUCUCCCCUCAUCUAGAAAUGCCCCUCACAACGUAUAAGAUAUUGGACCCCAAAAAUAUGUCAGAGCUGAUGGAUUUCCAUGAAAACUUUUGAUAAUGAGAAGAACAAAACUGCAGUAUGCUAAGGCAGACCAAGAUGGGAGAUCCUGCUGAUCAUCUCAUUUGUCAGUCCAGAACAUGAGGGUUCCCUCCAGCGAAGUUUUUGCUUGAGAAAUACACAUUCGCUCAGCAAAACAAAAACCACUUUUAAAAGUUGUCUUGGUGGAAAUCGCUCUAUGCCCUAUUACCUGCUUGAGUGAAACCAGACUAAGAACUUCUGUCAUGGCAGCUUUUCUGCUGGGAGCUGUGUUGCUUAUUGUUCAACCUCAGAUAGUGCCUUCCAGACCAGCUAUAAAUUCAAAUGCUGAGACUUCUUCUCAGUCUGUUCUGCUUUUAAAGAAAACCUCUCAGAAAAAUGACUUCAAGGAAAACAUUCAUUCUAAUGGAUCAUGUCAGCAGCUGCCACAGACUAUUAUUAUUGGAGUGAGAAAAGGUGGAACAAGAGCUUUGUUAGAGAUGUUGAGUCUCCAUCCAGACAUUGCAGCAGCAGAAAGUGAAGUUCACUUCUUUGACUGGGAAGAUCAUUACAGGAAUGGAUUGCAGUGGUAUAUUAAUCAAAUGCCAUUCUCGUAUCCCCAUCAGAUCACCGUGGAAAAAACUCCAGCAUAUUUCACAUCACCUAAAGUGCCUGAAAGAGUUUAUAACAUGAACCAAUCCAUGAGACUACUCCUUAUUUUAAGAGACCCAAGUGAAAGAGUACUGUCAGAUUAUACCCAAGUGUUCUACAACCACAUGCAGAAGCACAAGCCGUACCCCUCCAUUGAGCAAUUCCUGAUAAAAAAUGGUGAACUCAAUGUGGACUACAAGGCAAUAAACAGAAGCUUAUACUACAUUCACAUGCAGAACUGGCUGAAGUAUUUUCCUCUUGAUCAUAUCCACAUUGUAGACGGGGAUAAACUAAUCAAAGAUCCCUUUCCAGAAAUAGAAAAGGUAGAGAGAUUUCUGAAGUUAUCACCACAGAUAAAUGCUUCAAACUUUUAUUUCAAUAAAACUAAGGGAUUCUAUUGCCUGAGGGACAGUGGUAGAGAGCGCUGUUUACAUGAGUCCAAAGGACGAGCACACCCACAAGUAGAUACCCGGUUACUCGGGAAACUGCAGGAAUAUUUCCAUGAACCCAACAAGAAGUUUUUUGAGCUUGUGGGCAGAACAUUUGACUGGCACACGUUUGUGGCAAGUUAGUGGUAAGCUUCAGAACCUAUGUUUCAGUGUACAGUUAGAAGAUUUAAAAAGGGCAUUUAAGCUAUUAUUUAUUUGUAAAAUCCAUAAAUACUUCUGUACAGUAUUAGAUUCACAAUUGCCAUAUAUACUAGUUAUAUUUUUCUACUUGUUAAAUUUGAAAGCAUUUUGUAUUGUUUUUCAUGGUUGUUAACAUUGUGUAUGAUGUGUCUAUAUGAAGAAACUAAAUUAUUUCAUUGCAGAAGGUGCUCUCUUGAGAAUGUGUUGUCUUUUUAAUAAAUAAGAAAUUCAUUUCGACAGAACAUUUCUGAAUUAUUUGAAUAUUUUGGCCUUCCUGGACUAUUUUCUCUAAUUGCUAAUGAAUAUGCUAAAUUUUACCUUUCCAUUUUUCUUAGUUUAAAGUGUGGAUUAAUAAUCUCUUUUCCAUUUGAAAAUACUGUGGUAGUUAACAAAUUGUUCAAUCCUGCUUUAUGAAAUUAUUUCCUGUCAAAGUGGUGGUACUUACACAUGUUGGGAAGUGCACACCCAAAGGACAAUGGAAGUCUCUGUGUAAUUUGAUAUAUUAACUGCUAUACUUAACAUUCAUAUUCACUGUUAUAACAAGUGCUCCUCAAUUCUUUGGCAGUACAGUGCAGGUUUCAUGGCAGAUUUUUAAAGAUUCUGUGGGGACCAGCUCAUAAAAUACAGUUAGCUGUGGAAAUAUGGUCAACCUGAACACUUCCAGUCUCUGAAUGUAUGCAUACUUCAUAAAAAGGUAUGGUUGAGAGAAUUUAAGCAAUAUAGAGACUUUUUCAAGGCUGCUUGUGACUGUUCCUACAUUUCAUAGCACAUUUAUGCUUUACCAUCACUGAAAAUAAACACACCAGAAAAAUUAGUUGGUCUGCAUUCCAGUAAGCAGCAACUUCAUUCAUAUAAAUAUUGCCACAUUUGUUCCCUACUUAAGGCUGCUUUCUAUGAGUUUUCAGUCGCUUCAUGCAACUGAAAAUUGCCUAUGGACUACUGUUUGUUUAAUCUCCUUCCAAGAACCACGAAGCCAGGUCUUGAUUAGAUGCAUGUUGUGGGAUUAACCCAAAUUCCAGGAACUUGCCUUGUUUUCCAUCUGCUGAAAAUGGAAGUUAGAUGUUAGUACAUUGGUAAAAACUGCAGUUGUCCUUAUCUACAGUGGUUAUGAUGUCUUGUUAACUAUCAGUUUCUGGAGUUAGAGUUAAUCCAGUUUCCACACAAGGCUUCUCGCAGUACUUUCAAUCCAAGCUACUGAUUUUUAUUUCAUGAUCUUGAAUUUAGUUGUUGAAUGUGCAAUGGCAACACCCAGUAAAUUUGAACUUGUAGCUGAUUGUUACAAUCCUUUAUAAAAUUUAAAUGUAGACUCAUUCUUUUUUUUUCUUGUGAGCUAGUGCAAACUUGGGCACUAUGACAAGGUAUCGUCUGGAUGCAAAUAUCUCAUAUUAUGCCUCUUGCAUGAAAAUUUGCAGAUGCUGUCCCUCUCUCUCCCAUUCUUGUGCACCUGCCCAAGCUGUAUUCAACCUCAGAGAGGUUGGUGGUGUUUUAUAAAGCCUACAAUGAAAUGGUAUUGUACUCAAUAAAAUAUUUUCUGAAUUGCA